Molecule: messenger RNA, 1246 nt
Organism: Spea bombifrons (plains spadefoot toad)
Lineage: Eukaryota; Metazoa; Chordata; Amphibia; Anura; Pelobatidae
Gene: CRADD
Product: CASP2 and RIPK1 domain containing adaptor with death domain
Exons: 2
Coding region: 637-1230 (197 amino acids)
Biological process (GO): signal transduction; regulation of apoptotic process
Molecular function (GO): death domain binding; protease binding
Source: RefSeq, a predicted model, not a curated record
AUCCGGUUAAAGCUCCACGCUUGGUCACAUGACCUGAAUGUCCGACCUUUGCACGUAAACGGGGCGAAACCACUAGUCAAUGACAACUGUCAAUAAAAAAAACGCUAAUGUCACUGCCAAUCAUUUGAUUAUGUUUAUCAACCCAUUUAAUAUAUUUUUAAAAAAUAGAAUUGAUUUAGAUUUCUUUUUAUAGAAUGCGGUGACAUUGAAUAUCAGUUUGAGAGUGCCCGUUCAAGCUGUUGGUAGCGCUGUUUGAAAAAAAAUACCAAGAUGGCGCACCCUGCUUGCAACCAGGAGAAGCGGCAAAUUAACUGACGUUGCGGUCUAAUGAACGUCUAGCCAGUGGGGGAUACGGUUUUGCUUUUACACUGGGUUGGAGGUAAUGGUCAAACCCGAUUAGAAGGAGCACCGUGCAUGAGCGCUCAUAUAGUUUUGUUGUGACAGCCUUUGCUUGAUGCAAAGAAACUAUGCCUCCUCUUAAUAAGGGUGUUUGCCUCGUCGUGUAUUACAUUAAUAUAAUGCAAGAAUGACUGGGAGGUGAUGAUACACUGACGCCUUGUUGCUAAGAGGGAGACUUUCGGAGGUGCUGACUUUGCAUUUUGUCUUCAGCUAUAAAUCUUAUGGAAAUCCUGCAUAAUGGAUCAAAAGCAUAAAGUAUUGUUGACAAAGCUGCGCCUGGAGCUAUGCGCAGAAGCCCUAGCUGAUGGCCUCGUACCACAGUAUCUUUUUCAAGAACUUAUUAUCACAAGUGAUCAACUAGAGCAGAUAUGCACACAGACCACCAGCCAAAGGAGAACAAUGAAGCUCCUGGAUAUUUUGCAAACCCGUGGACCAAAUGCUUUUAAGGUUUUCCUUGAGUCCUUGUCAGAGUUUCCAUGGGUAAGAGAAAGGAUAGAAGGACUCUGCAAGGAAAACUUGGAUCAGUUUACAACAAGAAGCCUUGAAUUGCCUGAAAUGCUCCGUCAUAGCUGUCCAACUGAUAAACAGUUGAAUAUCCUUGCAGGGAAAUUAGGAUCGGAGUGGGAGCACAUACUGAUUCAUUUAGGACUGGAUCACAAUCAACUAUACAGGUGUAAAAGUCAGUAUCCAUACAGUGUACACUCACAAGCCUUUGAAGGAUUUAUUAAGUGGAAGCAGCAGAUGGGAAGCAAAGCCACAAUGCAGAGUCUGUGGGAAGCACUAAAUCAAACUGGGGCAGACCCCUCAGUAAUGCAAUAUAUAAUGCAAUAGCCAUUUUUUUUUUUAA